AACUUUGGUAGAGUUUAGUUUGGAUUAAAACAUCGUAUAAACAUUUUUACGUGUCCUCGAAACCAGUUUCCCAUUAAAAAGAAAUUAUCCGCAUCGUCUGUAACGGUCGCGCAACAGAAAUUCGGUUAGCAGGAAAAUGUAAAAUCCUACCCGAAAUAACGUUUUCCUUCUACAGGACGUGCCUUUUUAGUAAACAAAAGUCUUAUUGAUUUGUGACAUGUGUCAUUAAAGUCAUGCGCCGAUAUUGUGUUGUUUAUUUUCUGUUGUUGUGAUUUGUGAUAUCUGUAAGAAAUGAUGCUGUUUUUGUGAUAUGGCGGAGAUUAAGCCUUUAUAUUCGACAUGUGUUGCUGUUUUGGGAUUUAUCUGCUUCGUUGUUGGCGCUACUGCUGUCGGGAUACCGAUGUGGGGAUAUUUUAAUACACCUCGUGGAGGUUUCGGAGAGGAAGAAGGAUAUUUUGGACCCUGGAAAACUUGUAAAUUUUUAUUGUAUAAUAGAGAAAGAUGUGGGAACGAUGCUUCCAGAUUCAGGCCAUCAAUUGCUGUUUGGGUGGCAGGCUUGAUAGCAUCGAUUGGAGUAGCAAUUCUUGGAGUAUUUUGCAUAUUAAGUGUUCUUCAAUUGGCCAUGUUGAAUUCAAGGGAUCAAGUUGUUAUGAAAUAUAGCAUCGUUGUAAUAACCAAAGUUGGUUUAGGUUUAUUAUCUGCUUUAUUGGCUAUCGCUGCCGCAGGUAUUUUUGCUUUACAAAUCGACGAUAGAGAGCAUAAUGGAUUUGAAAUAACCCGAGGACCUGCCUUUUAUAUUCAAAUUUUAUUAAUUAUUUUGAACUCCGCGUUAUUCGUAAUGGCCCUCUAUGAUAUGUUUUUCGCACGAAGAGAAGGAGGAGACCCAACGACAGUUUCUGUACCAGUAGAAUCAACCACGUAUGGUAAUCCUGGUUUCAGGGAACCGGGGACUAAUGGAGGUGGUGUUUCAAUGACAGAUGCUAGCGGUAAACCUUAUGCUUCAAAUGGCAGUAUGGCAUCUAUGAACACGACUUCUACCACCGUGGGGUCGACUAAUGGGUCAACGGUAACAUCCUCAAUCACAAGAUCACCUUUGAGGUCUAGUCUUAAGAAACCGAAACCAAAAGAAGGUCUAGGGAUUCAAAAUCCGGGAUUCUCGGGAACAUCACCAACAAUGACAAGAAACGGUAGUCAGAAAAAAGUUAGGAUACAAACUACAAGCACUGAAGUAUAAAGGGCACAAAGUAAAAUUAUUAUUUUUAUGAAAAAUUUUUAUUGUGGUGACAAAUUCGUUAUCAGUAGAGUUUAUUUCGAGAAUUAUUAUCUUGGAUGUUUAUAUGAAUUUUAUCAUUGGAAAUUGGUAUUUAAUUUAAACAAAUAUAGUGACAUGCAAUUAACAUCAAAAUAGUCAGUUAUCUUUCGUAAUUUACAUAACUAUACUCUCUUCUAGCAACACAUCUGUAGAGAUAGACUUUUCGGACAUUGAUUCUGUUAUUUUGUACUGGUUUAUUAAACAGAAUCAAACUAGAAGGAGUGCAUGGCUAUUAUAAUUAUGAAUGAUGAUAAUUUCUCAAACUUAUCCAAUCGAAUUAAUAUUAUGUAUUGAAUACAUUAAACAAAUUCCAUUCCUUUAUUCACUCAUAUUUACAAUAAAUAUGAAUAUCAUUCCACCUCUAGGGUGUUCAUAUAGUGUUAAGAAAUAAAAAUUGUAAAAUACAUAAUUUUUAAAUUAAUUACUACAAAUUUUUUAUAAAAUAAAAAAAGUGUUAAAAGCCAACAUCAAUUUGAAAUUGAAUUAUUUAUUAUGUUAAUGUUAGGAACCAAAAUGAUAAAUUCAAGUGUGGAAUGAAGUGAUUUGAAAGUGAGAAAAAUGUAAUACAAUUUUUUCUUCUAAUUGUUGCUAUAGGAUAUACUCAAAAAUAUGUUGCAACAAUCGAAAAACAUCUUAUUUUCAAUUUUAAUGUCCGUUAAAGUUCAUUAUUUCGUAUCAAUCUCAAUAAUUAAUGUCGAAACCUUGUAAUGUAGGCUGGUAACACUUUUUUGUAAUUGGAAUUUUAUCUGGCACUAAAUAUCAAUUACAUUUAAAAAUCGAACAAGUUGUCGAAGAAAGUGAAAUUUUUAUAUUAAUAAUGUUAACUUUAUAAGAGUUAUACUACAUGAAUAGUUGUACUUAGAAUAUACUUAUCAUUACUGAAAAAGAUGAAUUUUGCAAUUAUUAUAGUACAAAUUGAAUUAAUGUACAGGAUGAGAUAUGAAAAUGUAUCUCUUACAAAUCAUCAUAUCUGUCUGUCGUGUGAUUAUUUCUCAAAUAUAACUUCUUCAUGUCAUGCCUUCAUUGAUCUGAUUUUAUUAAAAUUCUUGUACUUCUUCUCAUUGAAGACAUGAAGACAUGAAACAAUUCUCCGACGCUAAUAUUUGUUCAUUCUCUUAUGUUACGGAGCCAAGAUUUUCUCUUCCUGGCGAUGUCUUUCUUUCCGUCUACUCUGUCCUGCAUUAUAUUCUGUAGGAGUAGGUAUUUGUCGUUGCGUAAGAUGUGUCCUAUGUGAGAUGUUUAUCUUAGCUUAAUAAUUGUCAAUAACUUUCUUUUGCGACCAAUGCGUCUUAGUUCUUUCGUUUAGAUGGAACUAAUCGAAAGAGGAAUAUAUAGACAUCCGAGAAAGGAAUGAAAGGGUGAGGAGGAGCUUACGCUCUCACACGUAUGAAAACUUAAUUUAUUCUAAUGAAACAUAACCAAGCGAAGUAUGUACAUAUUUUCACGAAACCAGAAAAAAUUCAUAUGGAGUUUUUUUGAAAGAUUGUGCUUUUGAGAAACAAACAAAAACACAUAUAAUCGAAACUGACCCAUACUAACGUCGAUAGAAAAUAAUAAUUUUAUAAUUACUACAUAUGUAAUAUAUUUAGUAAAUGAUUUGAACAAUUAGAGGUGGUUGUUAGAGGAUGAGGAAAAGGAUCUAUGAAUAAAAUUCAUUGACUUAAAUUCUUCCAAACUGAAAUAUAGAAUUAAAAAAAUAAUUUAUUUUAUUUUCGGAAGUGUUUAUACAACAGCUACUUAUUAGCCAUAAUAAUUAAUUAACGAGAAACAUAACAGAGUGAUUAGCAUUUUCCAUAUUGGUAGGGCGAAUAGUAUGGGAUAAUGACAGUAUUUUCUCAUGUCAGCAGUUCAUUUUCAUCAACAACGUAUGAAAUUUGAGGAGCACUUUACAACAUUCGAUAGGUUUUCUAAAUGUAAAUUUAUGGUAGGUGUUCAUGCGUAAGAAAUUAUAUCUUUUUCGGUGGUGAAGUGCUAUCGGUUUUUAUUAUCAAAUAAAACAAUUUCUAUCCCAAAAGAAUUUACUUUCUGGAUAUAAAAUUGUAUCUUUCAUGUAUUGAAUGAAUAAAUGAUGUUAGGGUUACAAAAAAGAUAUUGAUACAACUAUGUGUAUAAGCAUUUGUAAAUAAUAAAAUAGAAGAUAUAUUUUCAAAAUAAUAUUCAUCCUGUACUUCACUUGUGACAACUUAUCACGAAUGAGAUUAAAAAAAUUGUAUUUUUUUAUACGAGUAUAUAGUGAGACUCUUCCACAUAAAUAAUGUGUUGAUGGCUGUAUUUUGCUUUUGAUGCAAUUAUAUACAUUUUGGGGAUUAUUUCAAAUGAAUUAUAUAUUAUAAUAAAACAAAUUAUAUAAUUAUUAUAAUACAUAAUAUAAUUUCUUUUCAUUUUAUUAUAUCAUAAUCCGUCCAUGUAGUAUUAAGAAAUGUUGCUUUUUUUGUGUUUAACACAUCCAUAUAUUUUAUUGAUACCAUUCCAAGAGUGGCAGGUUUAAUUAAUAUAGAACAUGUUAUUGUUAUGAUUUAGGUUAAUUUCAAGGUUGGUAAUUAAUUUAAAACACUCACGAUUGUCUCCAAUACAACAGAUAUUAAUUUUAGAAUAAAUUUUCCAACAAGUUUUAGAAUUUAAUAAUUGUUUUCAGGAAUGAAUACUCGUAACUGAAGUGUGAGGGAAAAAAUCCACGAAAUUCAGAGAAUUAUCAAACAGUUUGAAUAACGUACUAAAACAAACACGACAUAAUUUUAACUCAGACUUGGUGACCACUCCUCAUUCUUCCAAUUCCAUAACAACUCAAAACAUUUAAUUAUAUUAAACAAGUUAUAUAAUUUGAUAAAAAUUGAGGUAUUAUAGAAUCUCUUAAUCUAGAGGUAUUUUAUUGAAAAUGGUGGUCCAAAAAGUCGUGAAUUGAUAUAUAAACAUUUUAAAAUUUCUUCUAUUAGUCUUUCUUUUGUAUCCUAUUCAAAAGUAAGAUAAGAAUAUUGUCCUCAUUAAGUGUUAAAUAUUCCAACUUUAUGAUUUUUAACAAAAUCUUCCAACAAUACUCUUUCCAGACUUUCGCGAGACGCCUUCUAGAGGCUCUCGAUGCGAGUCUUAGCGAGAAGAGGUGGUAGGAGUGCUGGCCAUCCACACUCUUGAUUCAAUCAAUUGCCAGUUACGUUUACCACAAAAUAGACGUGAUUUAAAUAUAUAUCUAUAUCGUUUAACUAAAAAAAGAAAAUCUAAACGAAAAAGAUAUACCACAACAGGAUGAUGUACCUAACUUUAUCGGAUAACACGCAUCAAUCACUUUAUUUUUACCCUUGAAUUUUUUUAUUGCAGUUGAUUGCUUUAAUUUGGUAUAACUCUAUAAAGAUGCACAAAUCGUUACUCCACUCCAUCAUGUUGUUGUUACUGUGAAGAAGUCAACACAAAAGUGAACGGGCGUGAGAGUGUGGUAGAUUGCCUCGCCUUGUCCCCUCUCGUUAUUUGACUCGAGCGGAGCCAAAGCGACGUGAGACACUCCCUUAUUACAUCAUGUUAACCUCGUGGAGAGUCUGGAGCAGUAUUAAUUAUACUUCUAGUGUACGACAUCACAAUUUAUAUUUUAAGAAUCUUUCUCAUUGUAUUUCUAAAAAUUUCCUGGUUUACCCUUUUCAAAAUCUUGUCACUUAAUAAUGGUGAAGGUAAAUAUAGCAGCUUUAUCAUUGUUCUUUGGUAGUUAUGGAAAAUAUUGAAAAAUAUUUGGUACAUAAUUCAAACUAAAAAUGAAUUCACUUCUUCAUACAAGACCAAUAUGAUAUGCUAUCAAACGGGAUCAAACUCUUAAAAUUAUCAAUUGAAUACAAAACACAAUAUUCCAAUGCUUCCAAAGUUGGUAAUAUCAAUUUGAUUCACGAGUUUUCAAAUUUCAAUCUUGAACAGCACUUCACGAAUAACAUAUAUUCAUAUUAUUCCCCGUUUGAUCCAAAAUUAAAUAUAUUUCUUCUGUUUAUGCCUUGUUUAUAUAAAUAUGGUAUGAAUGAAGAUUUAUUUAUUGGAAACAAUUAUAAAAUUAUUCGCAACUCACAUUCCACAAAUAAUAAAAUGUUAAUGGUUAUGAGAAUUAUUCAAUUUCUUAUUUUGUUGAACGAUCAUGAGUGUUUUGGACUGUUUGCAGAACAUACAGAGAGUAAAUAUGCACAAAAUUGUUUCUAUUUGUAAUGCUCAAAUAAAUGAAUGAAAAAUAUAUAUCUAAUGUAGGUAUUUGAUUUAUGUACAAUCAAUAAAACAACAUUCUAAAACUAUAUCAAUAUUAUUAAUAGUACACCAACAAAUAUAUUUUCUGAACACACUAUAAUAAUGCUUAUACUUUUUGAGUGAGUAAUAUGGUUCCACUUAAUUGAAUCACACAAAUUUUAUUGGAAAUUCUUCCAAUCAAUCUGUAUACGUAUUUAACAGUACAAUUUAUUAGGAUUCAAAAUAUCAAGUUUUUCACAUUCAAUGGAACUGUUAAUUUGGUAAAUAAUAGAUAUUAAGAAGAUUUUUUAUAUAAAAGUUGUACAUCAUUUAACAUAUUGUAGUAUUCAUAUUUGUUAGUAACUUGAACAAAAAUAUUAAUGAAAAAAGAAGUAGGACACUAUUAGGAGUAUAUUUGUAUCUCUUGGUAUCUAGUUUCGGCAUUAUGAAAGUUAAGCAACUAUUACUUAUAUCAAGUGAUUCACUUGAUGCCGUAGAUGAUGUAUGCAUCACCGAUUUUGCUAUAUUGUUUGGACCAAUGGUGGGGAGUAUACCUAAGCUUGUAAUUUUCAAAACGUUGAGGAAAUACUUUACACAUAAAAAAUAAAUUUUUGGUCUUUCAGAUUCUACUCUAUUUUUUCUAAUACAUGCAUAUCUCUUCGAAACUUAUUUGAUGAGUUUUUUGAUAGUAUUACUUUUUAACAUAUUAACAAUUUAUUUUAUAUUUUAUCUGCAGCUUAUUUGGAUCAAAAUUGAGUCAAAACCUACGAGUAGAAUAUGUUAAAUAUAAUUAGAAAUUCAAUUUUCCAUAAAUUAAGUGCAAAGCAGGGUCUCUACAUUUCAUAGAUAUUUCAGAAUCUUGAACAAAUCCAUAUAAGAAAAAUUUCACCGUUUUUUCAAAUCAAUAUUCGAAUAGUAAAGGCUAUGCUCAUGAUUUUGAUGGAAAUUUAAGGUUUAGAGAUCACGCUGUACGCUUGAUACUAAGAUAAUGUUUGAAUUUCCUGUAAAUUAUAUUCUACAAGUUCUACUCGAAGGAUCAAUGGUUUGGACGCAAUUUUUAAUCUUAGGAAAACUAUUUAAUCUUAAAGGGCCGUUAUACUGUAUAAAAUCACGCUGAAUACAUAGAGCAAAAGUACAAAAUAAUUUUAUGAGAAUUGGAAACUUGAGCAUGCGUAAUCCUAAUAGCUCCAAACAAGAUAGUAGAUAAUCAUAGGUGGUUCAUGUUUUUUUUUUUCAAUUUAUUGUUGGAGUGGGCCAGCUUAUAAUUCUGUUAUACCAUUAUAUUACCCAUUUGUUCUGGUUAUUGUUACCUUUAAAGUUAUUUUACAUAAUUUUACACCAUAAUCAUUCAAACAGUAUAUGAAAAUUAUAUGGUUUUUGAGUAUUUUAUAACAACUAUGAAAUAUUGUUUUCCGUUAUCCUAUGACGUAUGAGUUGUAUUUUUUGUAUAUAUAAAGUUUUAAUAAAUUUAUUUUACAUACGCUA
This is a messenger RNA of Diorhabda carinulata, 6985 nucleotides long. RefSeq lists its product as uncharacterized. NCBI's taxonomy places the organism in Eukaryota, Metazoa, Arthropoda, Insecta, Coleoptera, Chrysomelidae. The transcript has 6 exons. The record is from RefSeq and is a predicted model, not a curated record. Bases 311 to 1234 code for a protein of 307 amino acids.